Naegleria lovaniensis is the source of this 867-nucleotide messenger RNA. RefSeq lists its product as uncharacterized. The coding region runs from base 1 to 867 and encodes 288 amino acids. The transcript has a single exon. The record is from RefSeq and is a predicted model, not a curated record. Lineage: Eukaryota; Heterolobosea; Eutetramitea; Acrasida; Naegleriidae.
AUGACUAUUCUUCAUGAUGAAUUAUGUAAAACCAUUUCCGAUGAAAAUAUUCAUCAUCAUGAACGACCUUUCCGAAAUCUAUUUAAGGAAUGGAUGCUCACGCCUUUCAGUUACAGCAACGGUUCUAAUGUCUGUUUGUCCUAUGAAACGUUUUUAUUGAUGGGAGGAUCUGUGGACAUUAGCUUUUUGCAACCAUGUCGAUUUCUCUGUGUUGUUUUUGAAAAGUGUUAUCAUGAAUUGGAUCCUGAAUGUCAAUUUUUAAUUCACAAAUUUAUGAUCAUGUGUCAUGUUUUACCUUUAUUUUGGAAAUGUCCAGUUGAUCAUAAUCGUUGGAUUGACGUUUCCUUCUCUAAAGAACUCGUUCCUUUCAAGUCUGUGAUUCCAAGCUCAUUUUCUAUGAAUUUCAUUGACCGAUUAUAUAAUUGGAUUGGAGAAUUAUUCACUGCAUCAACAACUGCAACUACUGCUACUACUGAUGAGACAAUCUCAAGAACAGAAUCAUCAUUGAAAAUUCAACGUAAAAUUCAGAUUUUGCCAGGAGAGCUUUUUAUUCACAUGUGUGGUGAUUUCCAAGCAAUGAAACAAGCACAUGGAAUUCCAAAAGAAUAUCGAACCAUUUUACAACCUAUAAGAAACUAUUACACCUCAGAAGAAAUGACGAUUGAUUACAAUUCCAUCAAUGAAGGUAAUCAAAUUUGUAUCCAACGUCAGAAUAUUUGGACAUUUUUACAAGAUCGAGUGGAUCUGUGUAUGGAACAAAACCAGCCCUCCCAACAACAUUUGCACCAUUACGAAAAGAAAGUCUUGAUAUUGAUAGUGAACAUCCCACAUAUGAUCAUCUCAUUCAAUAUGACUUUACCGCAAUGA